UACAGUGGCUGUAAACUGCUGGUCCUUCCAAUCAUCGACAGCUAUCCACCGAUCGUCCAUUCCCGAUUAUAUGGCCAGUAACUCUAGAUUCAUCCCCAAAAACUUCAGGCUCUUCCUAAAUACUUCCGGCUUUCGAAACAAAAGAAGAGUCUACAUACAGCUGUAGAACUUGCUGUUCCUGGAGGACGUUUCGUUGCGGUCUUAAUUCCCUCGAACGCUUCGUACUUUGUUCCGACCUUAGUUGCUUCCACUUCAUACGUCCGGUUACCUGGGAUGAAAAGUAGGUAUGCAGGCCGGUUACCUCGAACAUAUCGUAUCUUGGCCCACCAGAUCGCGCUGUGGCUGUUUUGGCAUUGCAGCAGGACCUCGGUGACGUUGCCGCUUGUAGUUGAUGCAGCCGUAUGGCGGUCAGUGUCGUGUAACUUCCAACUUAACUCCAAAAUUUUACCUUUUUCAAACUCGAACAAUUCGGGAUACACAGCCUCAGCUUCCGGCAAGGCCAGCACGUCAUGCAAGUCGCCGCGUCACCUUCGUGACUUCAGUGGCAGACUUCAUUGUCUUCCAAUUUUUACAAUGCGACAGUCUCACGUCCUCAUGACUUCGCUCGACAAAGUCAUCAGGUCUGCCCAAAUCGCUGGUAACAAGACUGCCAGUACCCCACCCCAGAUUACCAUUCGGCCUGAAGCUCUUCAUGUGGUCACCUCCAUGCAGCGACGGGAAGUCAGUCUCAAAUCCAUCCUCCCUGGCUGAAUUUAGUAGGCAUCUAAGAAACACAGACGGGCCCUCGCAGUCUUGGCCUGGCCAAACCCACACGAGCCGGUUAAGGACGUUAUCUUACUACAACCGCGCUCGC
This is a messenger RNA of Macroventuria anomochaeta, 853 nucleotides long. RefSeq lists its product as uncharacterized. Bases 274 to 750 code for a protein of 158 amino acids. NCBI's taxonomy places the organism in Eukaryota, Fungi, Ascomycota, Dothideomycetes, Pleosporales, Didymellaceae. The record is from RefSeq and is a predicted model, not a curated record. The transcript has a single exon.